This is a messenger RNA of Aureobasidium subglaciale EXF-2481, 4326 nucleotides long. RefSeq lists its product as uncharacterized. The record is from RefSeq and is a predicted model, not a curated record. Bases 1 to 4326 code for a protein of 1441 amino acids. The transcript has 3 exons. Gene Ontology annotation, molecular function: ATP hydrolysis activity; ABC-type oligopeptide transporter activity; ATP binding. Gene Ontology annotation, cellular component: membrane. Lineage: Eukaryota; Fungi; Ascomycota; Dothideomycetes; Dothideales; Saccotheciaceae. Gene Ontology annotation, biological process: transmembrane transport.
AUGCCUAGGUUACCGCGACUAAUCCGCGCGGAAGAUGCAAAACCAAGCAGUGAGCAAGACGGUCCCCGCGUAGAGAAGGAUGCUUCACUCAGCAAACAGAAAGAAGAAAAUGUGCCAGCAGCGCCUUGGAAGGCCUUGUUCUUCUUCACCGCCAGAUCACAUUUGACAUGUCUAAUUAUCGGCCUCGUGGCAGCUCUUGCAGCUGGUGGUAUCACGCCAGCGCAGUCUUAUCUACUCGGUAAGGCUUUCAAUGCAUUCACCAGUUCUAGUAGCCCUAGCGCUGUCCUCAGGAGUGUCACAAAUUACACAAUCUAUCUCCUGGCCCUCGGAGUUGGAAGCUGGCUAGUGCAUUUCAUCUUCUUCUCUGCAUGGCUAGCAUUUGGAGAGCUGCAAGCCAACAGUGCCAGAGAACGGCUGUUCUUGGGUAUGAUAAAUAAGGAUGUCGAAUGGUAUGAUAUGAGAAAGAACGGAAUAGGGGCUAUGAUACCUCGUCUACAAGCACAGAUCAGAGACCUCCAGCUCGCGACCGCACAGCCCUUCGGUGGCUUGAUCACAUCUACUGCAGAUGCCGUGGCGUCUCUCGGACUGGCGCUGUACACUUCUUGGAAGCUUACCCUCGUGAUCAUCUCUACCACUCCCAUCAUCGUCCUGGUCAUCGGGUACUUGAGUGCAACCAUGCAACAACACGUAAACAAGCAACAGGAAAAGCUCACGGAAGCCCUCAAAUAUGUCGGGAAUGCAAUCAACGCCAUCGAGGCCGUCAAAUGUUUCAACGGCCAAGAGCAUGAACUCGCGAGAUACGCAUCCCGACUCAAAGAUGCUGCAACCUGGUACUACCGCGUCAUCAACGUCAACGCUCAGCAAUUCGGUUUCAUGGGGUUCAUGACGCUAGCCAUGUUCGUCCAAGGCUUUUAUUAUGGAGGCGUACAGGUAGACAACCACGAGAAGAACACUGGAGACGUUAUCACGACUUUCUUCUCGGCCAUAAGUGCCUUUCAAGCCAUCUCUAGCAUAUUGCCACAGAUGAUUGUGCUUGAGAAGGGAAGAACAGCCGGCUCAACUCUCAGAACUGUCAUGGCGACAAUGGCCAAGAAACCAGACUCUACAUCACCUUAUGAGCUUGUACGACCUGAAGAAUGCAAAGGCCAUAUUGAGUUUCGAAAUGUCUCAUUUGCCUACCCAGCACGCCCAGAUCGGUUGGCCUUGAAGAAUGUCACUUUCUCUAUCCCGUCCUACGACACUACAUUCAUCAUCGGAAAGAGCGGAUCUGGCAAGAGCACCUUCGGACAAUUGCUUUUACAGUUUUACCCUGCGACUUCGGGACAAAUACUGUUCGAUGGCAUACCCAUCAAUACCUUAGAUCCUGUCUGGCUGCGAAAUCAGAUCACGCUCGUCGAGCAGCACAGUACGCUAUUUGAGAACACCAUCUUCGAGAACAUCGCCAUUGGCAACGAGAAACGACACAACAUCAAGGCAGAGGAUGUCACCAAGGCUGCUGAAUUUGCCCUGCUGUUAGCAAUGAUUAACGAUAUGCCUGAAAGAUUCCAGUCGAUGGUUGGAGCCAAAGGCGGGACAAUGAGUGGUGGACAGAGGCAGCGCAUGGCUCUCGCGCGAGCAUAUCUGCGAGACACGCCUGUACUCCUCCUUGACGAGUCAACAAGCGCACUAGAUCAGGUCAGCCGGUCGUUGAUGAUGGAAGCAAUCCGUCGAUGGCGCCGUGGGAAGACAACUAUGAUAAUCACUCACGAUAUCACACAAAUCCUGGCCGACGACUAUGCGAUGAUCUUCGAGGACGGUGAACUCAUCCAGGAAGGCCAUCGUAAAAAUAUAGAGCACAUGCAUGGGUCCCCUUUCCAGAGAUUUCUAUCCGCUGAGGUGGUCGCGGAACCAUUGUCCCCAGAAACCGUCCAACCUGAUUUUCCAGAACUUACAGAGAAGGACACGAUCGCAAAUACGGCGUACCGAUCCUCGACAGAUGAUCCAUUGUGGACGAGCUUGGUUAUCAGUGAAAACAUUCGGUACACUUAUCUACCAGCGCUGUUUGCAAACAGACAUACCAAGGCUGCUUUUAGAGGGGCAUACGGCUUCGCUGCUCCACUUAGCGAAUUUGGCUCACCAACUUCCACCUUCACUUCGGGUCCAUCUUCACCCUUUUCACCUUUGAAGAGAACUUCGACCGGUAAAGAGUCGUCCAAUUCGUACGAGCUGCAGGCCGAUGACACGGUGCAGCAGAAUAAGAGAAAAUCAACCAAUAGGAAGUCUGUAGCACCAGAGCUUCUCGAAAAGUUCAUAGAAUCGACAGGAAACUUCGCCGCUCGCGCCCAGAUCACCACAGGAAACUCGAGAAGAAAACGUCUUCCUUCAGAUGCAUCGAUUCCUGGAUUGACCGAUGGGACUGAGUUACAGCCUCUUUCGAAGCAUCAAAAGAAGAGCGUGCCUGUAGAGAAGCGACAAAUCUUCUCCAUUCGCGCUAUCCUCGGCACUGUCUGGCCUAGUCUCGACUGGCAUAUGAGAUCCGUCCUUAUCUUCGCGAUUGUUGCUGCUUCCAUAAAUGGCGCCUGUACCCCGGUUUUCUCCAGCAUCCUGUCCAAGUUGAUAGGAACAUAUGGCAAAGGUGGGAAAGCAAAACAUACGGCUGUGAUAUACACUGUCUCUAUUCUCAGUAUUGCCGUCGUCAAUGGCUUGACCAGCUACAUCAUGCACCUACUUCUGGAAUACGUCGGCCAGGUGUGGAUUAACACGAUGCGUGAAAGAUCUCUGGAACGGAUUCUCGACCAGCCCCGUGACUGGUUUACCCACGAAGAGAAUUCAGUGUCACAUGUGAUGGAGGCUCUGGACCGUCAUGCGGAAGAGAUGCGUAACUUGCUGGGUCGUUUCGCAUCUUCUCUCUACAUAGCCUUCGUCCUGAGUGUCGUCGCUCUAGUCUGGGCUAUGACAUCUCAAUGGAAACUCACGUUGAUUGCGAUCGCACUUGGUCCUUACGUAUGGUUUGUCACCAAAUCGUUCAGUACAGUCAGCGGUAAUUGGGAGGGAAGGAGCAACGACGCCGCCGAAGCUGCUGGCUCAAUAUUCACCGAGACGUUCACGAACAUCAAGACAGUACGGGCCUUGACACUGGAGUUCCACUUCCGAGAAAAGUACUUUCAAGCAACGAAGCACGCUUUAGAGGUUGGUUUCAAACGCUCCUUGUACGCUGGCUUUUUCUUCGGUCUUUCCGACUCGUCUGGGAUUUUUGUCAUGGCUCUCAUGUUCUAUGCUGGUGCGAAACUGAUACGAGACGGCGCAAAUCCGACAAAGAUCGUUGAAGUCUUCAUUCAGCUUAUCUUGGCGAUAACUAACGUGAGUAUCUACUUGAGUCUCAUCCCACAGAUCAGUUUAGCGAAAGAUUGCGCUUCUCGUCUGCUUCGACUUUCGACGUUACCGAAAGACUCGCACGAGCACUUCGGCAACACGCAAAUUACUUCGAUCGGAGAUAUCGAGCUCCACAAGCUUUCUUUCUCCUACCCUUCCCGUCCUGAUCAGAAGGUUCUCAACAACAUCAACUUACUCAUACCAGCGGGCGAGACAACCGCCAUAGUUGGAUCUUCAGGGUCAGGCAAAUCGACCAUCGCUGCUUUGCUUCUCGAUCUGUAUACAUCUGCGAACGAGGCGUCCGAAGCCAGCGGCAAGAUCCCGGACAUUAUGCUAUCUGGCCGUAACUUGAAGCACAUACAUACCCCAACACUGCGUUCUUUGAUCACAGUGGUUUCACAAACUCCAGUCCUUUUCGCUGCCACAGUAGCCGACAACAUCACAUAUGGGCUGCCACAAAUAUCUCCUCAUAACAACAUGGCAUCCGUCCGACGGGCGGCAGCUGCAGCAGGUAUUGAUGAAUUCAUCAUGAGCCUUUCACAAGGUUACGAGACUCUCAUAGGCGACGGUGGCACCGGACUCUCGGGCGGACAAGCUCAGCGAGUGGCCAUCGCCAGAGCUCUGAUUCGCAAACCGGCAGUCAUGAUUCUUGAUGAAGCAACAUCCGCUCUUGAUGUCGAAAGCUCGAAUCUGGUUCGGGACACCAUACAGGGCUUAGUCGAGCGCGAUGGAAUGGGUAUGACCGUCAUUAUCAUCACCCACAGUAAAGACAUGAUGAGUAUCGCGAAGAACAUCAUCAUGCUUUUUCAAGGGAAGGUCGUAGAGCAAGGAAGCUAUAGAGGAUUGCUGCGCAAGAAAGGCGAAUUUUUUCAUCUUUUGAGCGGAGGAGAAUGGAUCGAGGAACCGCGAAAGAAGGCAGAGGCUGGUGUGCGUGGCUUAUCGGGUACCAUAGAUUGGGGGGCUAGACUGACCUGA